AUGGGUUUUCAUAUACUAUCCAUGGUUUCCGGUGCCAAGCAAAUUCUUAAGCUUCAAUCUCUUGUUUCAAGAGAGAAAGCAGAUGUUCCAAAAGGCCAUAUUGCAGUUUAUGUUGGAGAGAAACAAACGAAACGAUUUGUGGUUCCAAUAUCAGUUGUGAACCAUCCUUCUUUCAAAGACUUGCUUAAGCGGGCAGAGGAAGAGUUUGGCUUUAAUCAUCCGACUGGUCGUCUAACAAUUCCAUGCAAAGAAGAUGCCUUCAUCGAUCUCAUUUCUCGAUUGCAUGCCUAAUAAUCACGAUUCUGUUUUUAACUUUUUAUUAAUUUUUUUAAUAUAUGUGAAGAAAACAUUAGCUGUAGUAUGUAAAAUCAUUUUAACUAUAAGUUGGCAGCGCCAAAUAAAUUUUUCUCCAAUGAAACCAUAAUUGAAUUUCUUUUUUUUUUUUACCUUUUAUCUAA
Durio zibethinus is the source of this 458-nucleotide messenger RNA. Its product is annotated as auxin-responsive protein SAUR23-like. The record is from RefSeq and is a predicted model, not a curated record. Gene Ontology annotation, biological process: response to auxin. Lineage: Eukaryota; Viridiplantae; Streptophyta; Magnoliopsida; Malvales; Malvaceae.